Kogia breviceps (pygmy sperm whale) is the source of this 779-nucleotide messenger RNA. RefSeq names its product agouti signaling protein (gene ASIP). Gene Ontology annotation, biological process: positive regulation of melanin biosynthetic process; melanosome organization; hormone-mediated signaling pathway. Gene Ontology annotation, cellular component: extracellular region. Gene Ontology annotation, molecular function: melanocortin receptor binding; neuropeptide hormone activity. Lineage: Eukaryota; Metazoa; Chordata; Mammalia; Artiodactyla; Physeteridae. The record is from RefSeq and is a predicted model, not a curated record.
CCACCAGAAUGAGUAUAAAGGCAGUCUUUGCUUGGCUGAAAGCAAAGAGAUGAGAUGGGGAAGCCAGCUACUGGGAGUUCCCGGGGUCUUUUAAAAAUCUCACAGCAACACAUCUUGCCUCUGCUGUGUAAGGACAUGGAAGACGCUCAGCUCUGGCUUCCCUUAGAGAGACUGAUAAAGGGCACUGUCUCCCGGAAUGGAUGUCACCCGCCUCCUCCUGGCUACCCUGCUGGUCUGCCUGUGUUUCCUCACUGCCUACAGCCACCUGGCACCUGAGGAAAAGCCCAGAGAUGAAAGGAGCCUGAGGAGCAACUCUUCCGUGAAGCUGUUGGAUUUCCCUUCUGUCUCCAUUGUGGCGCAGAACAAGAAAUCCAAAAAUAUCAGCAGAAAAGAAGCGGAAAAAAAGAAAAGAUCUUCCAAGAAAAAGGCUUCGAUGAAGAAGGUGGCACGGCCCCGGCCCUCGCCGCCUGGCCCCUGCGUGGCUACCCGCGACAGCUGCAAGCCGCCGGCGCCCGCCUGCUGCGACCCGUGCGCCUUCUGCCAGUGCCGCUUCUUCCGCAGCGCCUGUUCCUGCCGCGUGCUCAACCCCACCUGCUGAGCGCGCCUCUGGGUGGUGGGCGGGGCUCUCCGGACGGGCUUUUCUGGGGCGGGUGAUCUCUAGUAGGUGUGGCUUCCUAGAACAGGGAGUGGGCGUGGCUACUGACGUUGGGGCGGAGCUUUCAGGAGGCGGGGCUUCAAGGAGACUUGGCUUGGGCUGGGCUAAAAUUCAAAUAUAUGUA